AAAAAAUGUAAUAUAGGAAAUUCCAAGACCACAGCCUCUUGUUCCUUAUAGAUAUGCGAUGCUUACCAAUGACAUACAGCUUGCAAUUUUAGCCUUUUCCUUGGUUCGUAACACUAUUAUUUCUAGUACGAAAAAGUAAUAUUCUUAUAAACAUGUCUCAGUAACGUUUCUUAUUUGUUAAAGUUAAUUACCUCGAGUGUGUAUACAUACAUACAGACAAACGUUUAUCUCUUUUAUCUCUUUUCUUGUGAUCAUAUACGUUGAUAUCAUCGACUAACCACGAGAUAUAUAUUGAUAAUAUUGUCUGUAGUCCUCGCGACAAUAUUUAUGUCUGAUGAGUUACGCUAAGAGCCCAAGAUGUAAGAACGCAAUGGUGUGUGGAAAUUUGGAUAGACCAUAUGAGUUAACAUCACAUACACCAACUAGAGUCAACGAUAGAUUGAUAAAGCAAACAAAUGUCUGAAUCGUACAUAUCAAACACAAACUCAAAUAUUAUAAAACGAUGAAAACUAAUGGCUCGAAAAAUAAUGAAAGUAAAUUACACGAAAACGACGGGGACCAGUUCAAUAAUAAUCUCAAACAAGGAGCAAAUGGGCUGCAACAAGGAAAGAAAGUGCUACGACGUCGAUUCUGACAUUGAAAGAUCCGGAAUCCGGCGAGGACAUAGCCGGUGGCAUGGGUCCCGGUCCUGGAGAAGGAGAAGAUUCCAUUGCUGGCAUCGGUGGCGAAGCCAUAUCGGGGACUGAUGCUGGGCUAGGGCCUGGGCUCAUAGGAGUAGUUGGUGGACUCAUUGGGCUUGAAGAUGGAGUCAUUGGCAUCAUAGGUGGUGUAGCCAUGGACAUUGGUGGUGGAGCCAUAGGCAUAGGCGGUGGAGUCAUUGUCAUAGGUGGUGGAGCCAUGGGCAUAGGUGGUGGAGUCAUAGGCAUAGGUGGUGGAGUCAUGGGCAUAGGUGGUGGAGUCAUCAUAGGCAUAGGUGGUGGAGUCAUCAUAGGCAUGGGAGAGCCGCCGCUAGGCAUUGGUGGCAUGGACAUUGAGCCAGAAGGAGCCAUCAUGGGAGAUUGAGCUAAAGAGAAGGGGAUUAAAACCAUAGUCAAUGUGAGCAAAAGGAGAGCUUGUGAAGAAGCCAUCAUGGGAUAUUGAGCUAAAGAGAAAAGGGUUGUGUGUUGAAUAGUGGUUUAUGUAAAGUGAUAUAUAGAGAGAUGUGAGAAUUGUCAAAGAGUGAGCGAGAAAA
This is a messenger RNA of Brassica napus (rape), 1231 nucleotides long. RefSeq names its product shematrin-like protein 2. Lineage: Eukaryota; Viridiplantae; Streptophyta; Magnoliopsida; Brassicales; Brassicaceae. Bases 676 to 1062 code for a protein of 128 amino acids. The transcript has a single exon. The record is from RefSeq and is a predicted model, not a curated record.